CUUCAUCUUCUCCGAUUCCGAUAUCACCAGCCCCACUAUCCCUAUCAUCCUUUCCUCUCCCCUCCAACAACACAACUUCAAUAUCUAUUCCAUUCUCUCCACUCUUCACACAAUCUAUGAAGGAAACGAUGAACUACCUCUUCGGCUCCGUCGGUCCAACCGGCUACGGUUCCAAAUCCACCGCCGAACAAGUCACUCAUAACUUCCAAACCGGUUCCUCCUUCACCGCCAUCGUCACCGGUGCAACGUCUGGGAUCGGAGCUGAGACGGCUCGGGUCCUUGCAAAGCGGGGUGUUCGUAUUGUCAUGCCUGCAAGGAACUUAAAAGCGGCUGAGGAGAUGAAGGCGAAUAUUUUAUCUGAGUUUCCUGAUUCGGAUAUUAUUGUUCUAAUGCUUGAUCUUAGCUCAAUUUGUUCCAUUAGGAGUUUUGUUGCGGAAUUUCAAGCUCUUAAUUUGCCUCUUAACCUUUUAAUAAAUAAUGCCGGAAAGUACUCUCACAGUCACCGGAUAUCUGAAGAUGGGAUAGAGAUGACGUUUGCGACUAAUUAUUUAGGUCAUUUUUUGUUGACGAAACUGCUGAUGGAGAAAAUGAUCGAGACGGCCAAAAUAACCGGUGUACAAGGUCGUAUAGUGAACGUGUCGUCUGGCAUCCAUACCUGGUUUUCUGGCGACUUGCUUCGUUCCGUUGCUCAAAUUACUAGAGAUAAGAGUGAGUAUGAUGCAACACGUGCAUAUGCAAUCUCGAAGCUCGCUAACGUUUUGCAUACCAAGGAACUUGCUCGGAGACUCGAGCAAAUGGAUGCGAAUGUGAUCGUAAACUGUGUGCAUCCUGGGAUUGUGAGAACGCGAUUAACCAGAGAUCAUGAAGGCUUCUUGACAAACCUCAUAUUUUUUCUUGCUUCAAAGCUGUUAAAAACAAUUCCUCAGGCGGCUGCGACGACAUGUUAUGUUGCAACUCAUCCAAGUCUGACAAAUGUGAAUGGAAAAUACUUUGUCGAUUGCAACAUAGCUUCACCAUCGAAACUAGGUUGCAAUCCGGAUGAAGCUGCUCGGUUAUGGUCGUUUUCUGAAGUCAUGGUUUCUACUGAACCCAAAACACAUGUUGACCAUUUCCAUGGAUUAGAAUAAUCAAACACAUAGACACAACAUGGUAUACCAUUAAUUAAUUAAGAUUAAAAAGGAAUCCAUAUACUUACUCAGUGAAUUAUACAUAUUAUAUCAAAUUAAAAAUGAUGUAGAUACUCAAGGAACAUGUUAAGUUUACAACAUAAAAGAAGAUCUGGCAGCUUAAUAUAUAUACAUAUACCUAAUUAAACAGUUUGUCAUGUGAAGAUAGUUGAUUGUGGAACAUACAUUAAUUAUUGAAAGGUCCUUUAAAUUGGUUGUGACUAUUUGAUUUUCUAUUAAAGUUUCUCUAUUAUAGUGUUAUAUAUCAUUUAUCCAUCACAUUGUUCUUUAUUUACAUGUUUUAGUAAAAAUGCUUUGAUGACGCUA
Messenger RNA from Helianthus annuus (common sunflower), 1493 nucleotides. Its product is annotated as short-chain dehydrogenase TIC 32 B, chloroplastic. Lineage: Eukaryota; Viridiplantae; Streptophyta; Magnoliopsida; Asterales; Asteraceae. The record is from RefSeq and is a predicted model, not a curated record. The transcript is spliced from 8 exons. Bases 117 to 1127 code for a protein of 336 amino acids.